This is a messenger RNA of Populus trichocarpa (black cottonwood), 2322 nucleotides long. RefSeq names its product acetylajmalan esterase. Lineage: Eukaryota; Viridiplantae; Streptophyta; Magnoliopsida; Malpighiales; Salicaceae. The transcript is spliced from 5 exons. Gene Ontology annotation, molecular function: hydrolase activity, acting on ester bonds. The coding region runs from base 1004 to 2143 and encodes 379 amino acids. The record is from RefSeq and is a predicted model, not a curated record.
AAUUCAAUUUGAAAUGGGAUUACAGAGUAAACCUGUCGACUGAUAGGGUUCGUUCUACCCUGUAAAGCUACAGUAACACAUGCAUGGAGCUUUGUUGGCUACAACCAAAAGUUGUUAUAGCUUUAAAGAAUCACAUUCAUUUAGGCAAAAAAUUUAUACCUAAUUUUAACAAUACAUAAAGCAUCCUCGACCUUCAGCUUGUGUGAUGGAGAAAAGAGAAGACUACAAUGGGCAACCUGAGCUUUCUAAUGUCUGUCUGAUAAAGUCUAACAAUUUCCCCAUCAAAUUGUACCACACAGCAUAAUGCGAGUAGGUUCACCAUCAAUUAACGUGCUUGUAAACUGGAUCCUCUUAGGUUAAUUAGGAACAUAAUUAGCAGUUUGAAUCGCUAAUUUGGUGUGGGAUUAGAGAUGUUUACUGGAUAAUGUGAUUCACUAAACAAUGUUUCAUCAUCCUAUUCUGCAAAAAUAUAUAUGGCUAGCUUUUCUCACUUUGCGAUAUUUUCAAAGACAGCACCUUGAGGAACUCAUGCAAGCUUUUCUUUUUUAAUAUUUAUGCUCCUUUUUUUUUCUGCCCUUAAUUGGAAACUUGAAUCGAUCUAAAUUAAAGUUAUAACCCCAUUUGUUUCAUAUAAAAUUAAUUUAUUUUUAAUAAUCAAAGAAUCAUUUAUGAUCUUGAUCAGUUUUUAUAGACACGCAUUCUGUAGAAACAAACCUCAGCUUUAUGUAUAUUAAUAUAAAAGAAUCAGUUAUCAUUUUAAUUAUUACUUUUUUUAAUCAGUUUUUAUAGAUGGAAUUCGCCCAAGACAAAUCUUUUACUGUCUUGCUAGGUUGUAUGGCAGCCUAUUUAAUUUUCAUUUAAUUACUAUCGACAGGUUGUUUUUCUUCUAUUCUCAUCCUUUCAAUCUCUCUCUCUCCCUCCCUAUAUAUAUAUAAUUGAUGCUUCAAUACCAUUAAAAUAAAAAGAAAGUGAUAAUAACUAUUGAUCAAUUCCCUCUUGAGCCAUGGCUAGCAAGAACAUGGCUUUCUUUCAAGUUCUUAUAAGCUCAAUUUUUCUUCUUGUUUUCCCUCGGUGUUCAUGUGAGGCAUAUGAUGAUGUAGCCAAACUCAAGCAAUGCAGGUUCAAUGCAAUAUAUAAUUUUGGGGCUUCGUUAUCAGACACAGGCAAUCAAAUUAUAGAGAUUCCUCAGGUUUGGUCUACCAAACUUCCCUAUGGCCAAGCUAUUCAUAAAGUAACUGGCAGAUCCUCUGAUGGGUUGCUGAUAAUUGAUUACAUUGCAAAAUCAGCAGGUCUUCCCUUCCUGGAACCCUAUUUGAAAUAUCAAAAUGCAACAAGUUUCUUAUCUCAUGGAGUGAACUUCGCUGUUGGUGGCUCUACCGUCUUGUCAACGAAAUUUCUUGCAGAAAAGAAUAUCUCUAACGAUCAUGUUAAAAGCCCUCUUCAUGUACAACUUGAAUGGCUGGACAAAUAUUUACAAGGAUAUUGUCACGAUGCCAAAGAUUGUCAGGAGAAGCUUGCAUCAUCUCUGUUCACAACUUUUGCUGGAGGCAAUGACUAUGGCACUGCAUUCUCCCAAAAUAAAACUCUUGAAGAGGUGAAGAAUAGCCUGGUGCCCGCAUGUGUGGAAACCUUGAAACAUGUCGUCAAGAAAUUCAUCCAUCAUGGUGCUCGUAGAGUCCUUGUCCAUGGACUUCCCCCGUCUGGUUGUGCACCACUAUUUCUUACAAAAUUCUCUUCAAACAACUCAGCUGCUUAUGAUGGAUUUGGUUGUCUAAAGAGCUACAAUGACCUGUACAAUUAUCACAACGAUCGUCUCAAAGAAGCCAUUGAAGAAUUGAAGAAGGAAUACCCUCAUGUAGAUAUAGUGUACGGUGAUCUUUACAAAGCAAUGCAAUGGAUUAUGGACAAUUCUCGACAACUUGGGUUCAAGUCAGUAACAAAAGCAUGUUGUGGGCCUAAAAGUGAGUACAAUUUCAUCGAUAACUUUCAUAAAAUGUGUGGAGCUCCAAACAUACCAGUUUGCCAAAAACCUAAGCAGUAUGUCUACUGGGACUCCGGUCAUUGGACUCAAAAUGCAAAUAAGCAUCUGGCAAAGUGGCUGAUUAGAGACAUCUUCCCAAAGUUUCACUGCAAAAAAGUUUGACAAGCUUCAAUUUUGUUAAGCAAAUAACAAUUGUUGUAAACUUUUAUUUGUUAUGUUAUCUUCGUGAUUCUUAAUCAUGAUCAAUAGUGCUUUUGAAAACUAUGAAAUAAAUAUCAUAGGAUUUUAUUAAUUUGUCCAUGUUUUGCCUUUGCACAAAUAUGAAAUGAAGAUUAUAAAUA